UCAGUUGAAUUUCUGCCGGUAGAAGAUAUCGACUGCUUCCAAAAUGCUGAAAAUGAAAAGAAAUAUUUUGGCAUAUUUUUUAUUGCUCAUAAUUUUUGUUCAUUGUGAGAAAAUAUUAAAAUGUAAAAAAGUGGAAAAACCAAAUAUUGUCAUAAUAAUGGCGGAUGACAUGGGAUCUUUUGACGCAAGCUAUCGAGGUUCCAACGAAUUUUUAACACCAAAUAUCGAUGCACUUGCCUACAACGGAAUCAUUCUUGACCGUUUUUAUACCCCACCAGUUUGUACUCCAUCAAGAGCUUCUGUAAUGACAGGAAAAUAUCCGCACACUAUUGGUAUGCAAAAUUUCGUGGUUCGCGCAGUUGAAGCAUAUGCUCUUGGAAAUGACCAAACUUUGAUGUCUGAUUACUUUAAACAAGCUGGUUACAGCACGCAUUUAAUUGGGAAAUGGCAUUUGGGAUUCUAUGAAAAGAAGUUUACUCCAACUUAUCGAGGAUUUGAUACAUUUUUUGGAUACUAUAAUGGAUUUAUUGAUUACUUCAAUCGUACUCAUUAUUCUUUCAAUACUCCUGGUUAUGAUUUCCGCAGAAACAAAGAAGUGACUUAUGAGAAUUUCGGAGAAUAUGCAACAACACUUUUCACUAAUGAGGCUGUUAAAUUAAUCAAAAAUAAAAAUGACGAGCCAUUGUUCAUGAUGGUAAAUCACCUUGCACCACACACUGCUAACAAUUAUGAAUUAAUGCAAGCACCACAAGAAGAAAUUGACAAAUUCAAGCACAUUGAAGAUCCGAACAGAAGGAUAUUAGCUGCUAUGAUAUCCAAGUUAGAUGACGGAAUCGGUCAAAUUGUAGAAGCUUUGGAAGAUGCAAACAUUUUGGAUAAUACAAUCAUUUUGUUCUACAGCGACAACGGAGGUAAAUUCACGGGCCGAUUUAAUAAUUAUGGAUCUAACUUCCCAUUACGAGGCCAAAAGAAUUCUCCAUGGGAAGGAGCUGUUCGUAAUCUUGCUUUCAUCUUUAGUCCAUUAAUUGGAAAUAGUCAACGAAUAUAUGACGGCUACAUGUACACGGCAGAUGUUUUACCAACACUAGCAUCGGCUGCUGGUAUUAAAAUUGGCGAUGUGGAAGGUUACGACAUGUGGAAUGCUAUAAUUAAUAAGAAGAUUUCUCCAAGGUCAGAAGUCAUUCCAUCCUUUGACAACAUAUCAGGUCAUUCUUCAAUCAUCUUAGAUAAAUGGAAGUUUGUAAAUGGAACGACAUUUGACGGAAUUUACGAUGGAUAUUUGGGAAUUAUUCCUGAAUAUAAUUUAGAUCCAAAUGAGUACGCAAAUAGAGUUUCUUCUUCUAUAGCUGGGAAAGCUUUAGAAAACUAUGGAAAAACACUAUCAAAUGGGAAGAUAUUAAACCUCCGCAGAAACGCAAUGAUUGAUUGUAAUGAGAAGCAAAUUCCACUAACAUUGUGCGAACCUUUGAAAUCGCCUUGUUUGUUUGAUAUUCAUCGUGAUCCGUGUGAACGUGAAAAUCUUUCCAGUAUGUUUCCAGAUGUUGUUGCUAAGUUACAACAAAGAAUGUUGGAAAUUGUGGAAAGUGCAGCACCAGUUCGAAGGACAUUCGUUGAUGAUCCUUUGAGCAAUCCUGCUUUAUACAACAAUACUUGGGUUUCUUACCGCGACUAUUCGGAAAUAUAA
This is a messenger RNA of Clunio marinus, 1684 nucleotides long. The record is from the annotation of a GenBank genome assembly. Lineage: Eukaryota; Metazoa; Arthropoda; Insecta; Diptera; Chironomidae.